CGUUGGUAUCCCGGGACUCUCUGGCGGCUCCGGUUACCUUCGUGGCUCAUGUCGUCUGGUUUUUACGAAGUUAAUGGCUAGGAGAAAUCUGUCUUCAAAGAUGAGAGAUAACUAGCAGGAAAAUCCUGGUUCUGCGAACUUUAAAGUUGUGCUGUGGACGCAUUUGGAAACAGCAGGGAAGUCUGGGAAGAGUCUGAAUUCCUUUUUCGCUCUCUUGAAAUUCUUUUAUUCACUGAGGAAGCACAUUUUGUUGUGAACGCCGAGGUUAGGAAGCAGUAAUCUGCUGGUUUUUCCUCUGCAUUUUCCCAAGAUAAAAGGUGCCUUGUGAUGAGAAAGGACAGGCAAGCCUACUUUCUGUUCCAAAAGAUUUUGUACUGGGAAUGUUUUGUCUCCGUGAUACCACAGUAAGGAGUCUUUCAGCCGGUCUGUGCUUACUUUCUGUAAGGGGCAGACUUUGUGUUGUCUCUCCGUGGUUUUGCCAACCUUUCUGUUACAUACAGAGUCAAUAUUAAGUCGUGUACCAAAUGUUAUUUUUUGAGCACAACAUAAGUUGUUGGUGACUGCUGGAAGGUAAGGUCACGUGGAACGCAUAAGCAGGAAGCUGGAUACCCAGUGUACAUGUGUGUUACUCGCUGCCUCAGUUCAGGCUCAGUCCCUUGGACUCUCAGAGACACCUGCUCAGUUCAGUGUGAUGGUAUUCAUGUUGCUGCUCUGAACGGCUCUAAAUCAAUGCCCAGCUCAAAACUGUGAGUAAGCUGGGUUGAGCUAAUGUUUUGGGUUGGAGGAGGGUAAGCUGUUGUUUUGGGUUUAUGUAAUUUCUAUUUCCCUUUCAAGUUGAAAAGGGCAAUCAGAGUAACUUAAGGGUUUUGUCAGUUCUUACUGGAAUGUCCAUUUGAUAUUGUCAUCUUGCUUCCUGUCAUAAACUUGUGCGUGACAUUAUUGCUCAGCAUUUUAGGGCUGCUUUGCUGCAUCUCAGAAGUGGGGGAACUUGAAAAGCUGUCAAAGUAGUUGAUAAAAUUCAUGGUUACUUUCCGGGAGGGGGCAGGUAGUGUUCCUCCGAGGAAUGCUGCUGAAAGCACAGCUCUUUGGGAGGGUUUUUUUGGUGACUAAAGAAGGUAGGCACAACUUUAUAGAAAGGGGAGAAAAGUUUGAUGCACGUUGUGAUAGUUAUCACUGAGGAAACAGAAAAGCAAGUAUUCUUGUUGCACGCUGCCUUGGAAAAAGUGACUCUUAAAAUACAAAAGUAGACUGAUGUGAUUUGUGUGGCCAAAACCCCACAUACUAAUUGUUAUUGUCUGCUUCUCUUUCAGAUUGAAGCAAGUGAAUUCUGACAUAACUUCGUUAGAGGGCUUUUUUUAAAAAAAAGUUGAUCCACAGUGCAUCAGAGCAAGUUACUGCUUUACUUUUGAGUGACUUACAGGUGCUUGCCUGCAUUGCAAUAAAGGACUCAUAUAUUGAGCAAGACUUAUUUAUCUCUUCGUUUUGGAGAGUCUAAUAAACUGUUAUUACAGUUUCUGUACUGACUUUCAAAGUUUUGAGUCUAAAAAGACAUCUUUAAAGAUAAAACCAUGAGCACGGCCAGAACAGAGAACCCUGUUAUAAUGGGUCUAUCCAGUCAGAAUGGGCAGUUGAGAGGCCCCGUAAAACCCAGCGGGGGCCCAGGAGGUGGAGGCACACAAACUCAGCAGCAGAUGAACCAGCUGAAAAACGCCAACACAAUCAAUAAUGGCACUCAACAGCAAGCACAGAGUAUGACCACCGCUAUUAAACCUGGUGAUGACUGGAAGAAGACUUUAAAACUCCCUCCAAAAGAUUUGAGAAUCAAAACUUCGGACGUGACCUCCACAAAAGGAAACGAGUUUGAAGAUUACUGUUUGAAACGGGAGUUGCUGAUGGGAAUUUUUGAAAUGGGCUGGGAAAAACCAUCUCCUAUUCAGGAGGAGAGCAUCCCCAUUGCUUUAUCUGGUAGGGAUAUCUUGGCUAGAGCGAAAAAUGGAACAGGCAAGAGUGGAGCCUACCUCAUUCCUUUACUUGAACGGCUAGACUUAAAGAAGGACAAUAUACAAGCAAUGGUGAUUGUUCCCACCCGUGAACUAGCCCUGCAGGUCAGUCAAAUCUGUAUCCAAGUCAGCAAACACAUGGGAGGUGCCAAAGUGAUGGCAACCACAGGAGGAACCAAUUUGCGAGAUGAUAUAAUGAGACUUGAUGAUACAGUGCAUGUGGUGAUAGCUACCCCUGGGAGAAUUCUCGAUCUCAUCAAGAAAGGAGUAGCAAAAGUUGAGCAUGUCCAGAUGAUAGUAUUGGAUGAGGCAGAUAAGUUGCUGUCUCAAGAUUUUGUUCAAAUAAUGGAAGAUAUUAUUCUCACGCUACCUAAAAACAGACAGAUUUUGCUCUACUCUGCCACUUUCCCUUUGAGUGUACAGAAGUUCAUGAAUUCCCAUUUGCAGAAACCCUACGAGAUUAAUCUGAUGGAGGAGCUGACUUUGAAGGGAGUUACUCAGUACUAUGCCUAUGUCACUGAGCGUCAGAAAGUGCACUGCCUCAACACGCUCUUUUCCAGGCUCCAGAUUAACCAGUCGAUCAUUUUCUGCAACUCCUCUCAACGGGUUGAAUUGCUAGCCAAAAAGAUCUCCCAGCUGGGCUAUUCCUGCUUCUAUAUACAUGCUAAAAUGAGGCAGGAGCACCGCAAUCGUGUAUUCCACGAUUUUCGGAAUGGCUUGUGCCGCAAUCUCGUUUGCACUGAUCUGUUUACCCGAGGUAUUGAUAUCCAGGCUGUGAAUGUGGUGAUAAACUUUGAUUUCCCAAAGCUGGCAGAGACUUAUCUCCAUCGCAUUGGCAGAUCAGGUCGCUUUGGUCAUCUUGGCCUGGCCAUCAACUUGAUCACCUAUGAUGAUCGAUUCAACCUGAAAAGUAUUGAGGAGCAGUUGGGAACUGAAAUUAAACCCAUACCAAGCAACAUUGACAAGAGCCUGUAUGUGGCAGAAUACCACAGUGAACCUGUAGAAGAUGAGAAACAGUAAACAUGUAUGUUUGCUUUGAUUACACAUGCCAGAAGGUGAAGCCCUAUGAUCCAGAUCUGUGACACAUCGUUUCUUUGGGGAUACCCUUCUCUUUGUGGGUUUUUCUUCGUCUUUUCAUUUCGAAACUAUGAAGACUAAAGAGCUCGGCCUUUUUUUAUUUUUAAAUUUGGCAGCAAGGAAGAAAGAAGAUAAAAGGAGGAAUGUCUUUUUGUUUUUCCACUUGUUUGCACUGUGUGCUGAUUGAACAUUAGUUGCACUAACUGCUGGUUUUAAAUUUUGUUUUCUUUGGGUGGGAGGGGCAGCAAGGGAAGAAGAGAAACCCUGAAAAGAGAAGAAUCUUGAUGAACGCGAGCUUGUCUGCUAUUUCAAAUUCUUUAACCAUCGACUGAGUGCAUUUCAACUUCUCCCUGGUUACUCAUCUGUUUUUUAAGCUAAAGAGCUUGUUACUUAUUCGUGCAAAGUGCCUUAUGCUAUGAGACCAUUCAGAAUAUCACCUUUCCAACACAGCCCAAGGAAUCAACAGCUGUUUUUGGUUUCAGGUCAAAGUUCCCCUCUCUUCCCCUUCUCCUCCUUCCCAAGUACUCAAGCCCAGGGCUGGGAGGUGAAAUGUAUUGGUAAUACUACUUUUUUCUUCAACUUUUUUUUUUUUAACUGGAGGAGUUGAUAUGCAUCUGCAGUUCACCCAAACUGUAAAUAUCUGUAUUUAAAAUGAAACCAACUUAAAAUCUGGGCUGAUUAGGUGCAGCAUCAUAGCUCCAGAAGGAAAGAGUAGCCUGUCAUCCUUUGCAGGAGCCAUAAGAAAAGCCCUGUGCUCUAGCAGAACACUAAAAGACUGGUUUCCAUAAGAGUCUCCAUUCGUAGUUACAGCACUUGAUAUGUAGACUUGUUUCAGAGCCAUGGCCCUCUUUCCUCUGGUGCAGUGUGUCCCAUAGAAAAUCAGAUGUGUAUAUUGUACAAACUUUGUAAAUAUUAUUUUUUUUCUCUUUGGGUUCAUAUAUAACUUUUUCUUUUGUGAUGAAGGUUGCUGGGGUUAAAGGGAUUAGACUGAUUAUGGGAGCAGCUAAAGAUGAGAGGGGCUCAGUUUUCUGCAACACUAAACAGUGAGAAGUGCUCUGACCUCUGUGAAGUGCAGGCCUCCACAAGUGUCACUUGUCAGCGUGGCUGUGCUUUGGUGCUGGCAACACUGUCCUGUACCACUCGUAUGGAAGAGAUCACUUGGGGGGCUCCAAGGCCUCCAAAUCCAUAGCUCAGCCUUUUUGGAGAUGCUCUUUGAUUUCCCCCUUAGAAACUUCAGGAGCUUGACAAGCUCUGAAGGGGCCCAUGACCUGUGUUCCACCAUAGUGGGAGGGGGAAAUCCAGUGAGUGUCAGAAUUUCUGAGCAGUGGAUGUUUAAGAUGUGGAUUUGAGUUUAAGAGAGACCAUAGAAAACCAGUUUACAUGCAUAAACUGACAGUUCUGGAGCUUUAUGGAGUCGAUUCACUUCCUGCAGCACUGUGCAUUUUCUGCCAGGAGCAGCCUCUGUGCAGAACUGUGAGCAGGUAAGGGCAAACCCCUGUUAACGUCAGAAGCUGCAGGAAGCUGCUUGCCAUCUCCUCUGGUUUGGCAUGAGUUGCUGUCUGUCAUUUUGCAUUGUAUAUUGCUGAAAAGUGCUAUCUGGUCAAGUAGUGUUGCUUUAAAUUGUGCCCCUCCCAACAUGCUUGAUGUUUGGCCUGAUCUACAGGCAAAAGGAGUGAGACAAAUCAAAAACUACUCUUUUUAAAAUCCCUUUUAGCCUGUUCACCACCACUGUCAGGAGGCACCUGGAUGAAUGCAAUCCCUUUUGCUCAUUUGUUUAUUGCAUAUACAAAUGCUGCACUCACCAUGCUUGCUUACCUUUGAGGCAGGAAUUAAUUGUCUUAAUUUCUCCCAUUUUGGCCCUUUUUCUUUUUUUGAAUUGGAGUAAAAUUGUUUGGAACAACAAGGCGGACUUAAGCCAUCUGUUUCCUUGAGGAUCAUACAUAACAAGCCAGGUGCCUCCUGACAACAACUUUACAAGAUGGAAAGGUUUUUGUGUUUGGGAUGUUUUUCUUCCUUUUGUCAGCAGUGACUCCAUAAUUGUAGCAAAUGCUGCACUAGAGUACAAACUCAAGAGCUUGGUCACAGACACACUGUGAGCCACACAGCUUACAUCUGACUGGCAGGUACUAAAUGUAAACAAUUUUGGGGUGCUUUUUGGGGGUGGGGGGUGGGAAUUUGUGGGUGGUAACUUUGACCAAAAGUAAAAUCUUGCUCUUGUACUGCAGCCAGCUUAUGAUUUUCCAGACAGAAGAGGGAUCAUUUUAGUGCAACGAAGACAUGACAAAUGUAAAUAAGUUUUGUAUCUUACCAGGGCAUGCACAUGUACCAAGAACAGGAUAGCGAUGUUGAGUCAGGUGUGUGUGCUCUGCUUGGAUUUGUGGUAGGUUAGCCUGGUGCCAUGCGUUGAUGGUCCCUCUUGAAGCACAGAAUUUUUGAAAGUAUUACUUUAAGCUUGGCCUCUCGUUGAGGAUUGGCACUUAAUCUAAACUAUCAGGGCACCAUCUUUAGGUGGCUUCUUGUCAAGAAGGAAGCAGCCUAUUUUUGGUGCUAGUAGGCUAUCUUGAACAGAUGCGAUCUUGCAAAUGGAAAGAUGCUCCAAAGGACUAGGAUAAUCCUAGUUUUUUUUGUUUGGUUUGUUUUUUUUUUUUUUUUUUUUUUUUGGUUGUUGUUGUUGUUGUUUUUUUUAUUAUUUUGUUUUGGGGUUUUCUUGGUUGUUUUGUUCCCUGUACAGGAGUAAGGAGUAUGUAUAAAUCUUGGCUUCCUGAGAUUCCUUGUGAGCUCCAGUUCUUGCUGGUCAUGUGCCAGCCUUUACAUAUGCAUUAGUUGGAGCCUUCGGUGGUGAGCCCUAGGUCAAAUACUUCCUCUGACAAAGUUGAUGUGAAUGAGAACCUGAUGUAUUCUGCACUUUUUAACUCGGAAGUCAAAAGCGUCACUCCAUGAAUCUGUGAAAUGGAGUUUCACAGCUGGGCGAGGUGGCUGUGAAGAGAGUGAUGGAACCUUCAGCCACUUGAGAGAACCUGUAGGGUGGUCUCUGGGUGUGCUGGGGGGCACUGCAGCUGCUGGAGGCCUUUUCCCAAAGGGAGGGGGGUGGGUUGGUCUCAAAUACAUGUUCCAAUUUCCAGAAUGAGAUGGGAGCAUCUUUCCUUUGUCCUCUGUGAUUUUUUUUUUUUUUGUGGGUAAGAACAGGGAAGCUCAACAUGAAUUCAUGUUGUGUAUAUGGUGGUAUCAAAUCAUCUCAUUCUGAUCUUCUGUUUAUUUUCAUUUGGG
This is a messenger RNA of Pipra filicauda (Wire-tailed manakin), 6344 nucleotides long. It is a transcript of the gene DDX6, whose product is annotated as DEAD-box helicase 6. Lineage: Eukaryota; Metazoa; Chordata; Aves; Passeriformes; Pipridae. Gene Ontology annotation, molecular function: RNA helicase activity; mRNA binding; ATP binding. The transcript is spliced from 13 exons. Gene Ontology annotation, cellular component: P-body; cytoplasmic stress granule. Gene Ontology annotation, biological process: cytoplasmic stress granule assembly; P-body assembly. The coding region runs from base 1569 to 3020 and encodes 483 amino acids. The record is from RefSeq and is a predicted model, not a curated record.